AGUAAAAGAUGAAAAUAGAUGUCGCUGUUUCCGGUUUCGGCCAUUGUACAUCCGGGUAUUUAUUAAAUUGGUUGCGGUUUGGUUUACAAAAUUGGCUAAAUAUGGCGGAUGAAUAAAACAAAUGGCUAUAUUAUUGUACGAGAAUAUUUUGGAAAUGUUCUGUGCUAGAUAGGAUGACGGGGUGGCAUACGCUGAGAGGAUGGAGUGUUGGUGAGGAGCCAGGUGACCAAGCAAACGGCACCAAACGCCACGUUGACCGGCGCAUGCGCGGAUCUCUUGAACCGGGAUCAGACGAUACAAAAUGAACUAUCUACGAGGGUUUAGUUCGGUCUUGGGCAGCCCAUCUGCUGGAAACCAGCCCUCGCCACACGAGACUAUUGAACGAUUGUGUGACCGGGUCGCGUCGUCUACUUUGUUGGAAGAUAGACGUGAUGCGGUCCGAGCGCUCAAAUCUCUCUCCAAGAAAUAUCGGCUGGAAGUUGGUACACAAGGGAUGGAUUUGCUGAUCAAUGUACUUCAAACUGACAGGAGUGACACUGAAAUUGUUGGAAUGUCAUUGGAAUCACUGUGUAACAUCAUGUCUACAGACACUCAGUCCCAAGAGCCUGGGGAUGCAUCUGACUCAGAAGUUGGUCUCCAGUUUACUGAGAUCUUCAUAAAAAAACCUGAUAAUGUCACCCUUCUUCUUGGAAUUCUUGAGGAAUAUGAAUUUCAUGUCCGUUGGCCUACUGUAAAACUACUGACUAUGCUUCUGACAAACAAAGGAAAUCUUCUACAGCAGUGCAUUUUAGUCAGCCCAAUGGGUGUUUCAAGGUUAAUGGACCUACUCUCUGACAGUAGGGAGAUAAUCAGAAAUGAGGGCUUGCUUCUCUUGAUCCAGUUGACAAAGUCUAAUGCUGCAAUUCAGAAAAUUGUGGCAUUUGAGAAUGCAUUUGAUCGUCUGAUGGAGAUCAUAGCUGAGGAAGGAUACAGUGAUGGAGGUGUCGUUGUUGAAGACUGCCUACUUUUGCUGCAACAUCUGCUCAAAGCUAAUGUUUCUAAUCAGAACUUCUUUAGGGAAGGAAGCUUCAUCCAGCGGAUAAAUCCAUUCUUUGAGAUGUCGGCCCUUGCUGAAGGAACGGAGGAAAAUGGCUGGGGUGACCAAAAAGUCUCAAAUGUCCAGCUUAUGCUACAGGUUGUACGUAUCCUAGUUUCACCAGACAAUCCACAACAGGCAUCAACCAGUGCACAGAAGAUUAUGAACCAUUGUGGCCUCUUGAAGCUGUUGUGUAGUGUACUUAUGGCUAGUGGCAUCCCUGCUGACAUUCUAACUGAAACAAUCAAUGCUGUGUCAGAAGUGAUAAGAGGGUUUCCAGCCAAUCAGGAUUACUUCUCACAAGUCAAUGCUCCCUCUGAACCCCCAAGGCCUGCCAUAAUUGUUCUACUGAUGUCCAUGAUAAAUGACAAGCAGCCAGCAAGUUUGCGCUGUGCCGUACUUUACUGCUUCCAGUGCUACUUGCACAAGAAUGAGGGUGGCCAGUCUGAGAUAGUAUCCACAUUACUUCCAUCAUCAGCAGAUGUAGCUAGCUCUGUCUCUACUGGUCAGUUGCUGUGUGCGGGAUUGUUCAGUCCUGAUCCGCUGUCUAACUGGUGUGCUGCUGUUGCUCUCGCCCAUUGCCUAAAGGGUAACCAGACCCAGAAAGAGCAGCUGCUGAGAGUGCAGCUUGCAACCAGUGUUGGCAAUCCACCAGUAUCACUUCUGCAGCAGUGUACCAAUAUGUUGGCACAAGGGGGCGACACCCAGACGCGCGUGGGUAUAGUAGUUCUGCUAUGCUCCUGGCUAUACAACUGUCCCAUUGCUGUUGCACACUUUCUACACAACCCAGCCAAUGUACCCUAUCUCAUGGCGCAAGUUGAGUCUCAUGGUGAGGAGGGAGAGGUGCUGGUGGGAUACCUGUGUAGUCUACUUCUUGGCCUAUGCCUUGCAUUCAAUGACGACUCAGUGCAGACAUGCAAAAGGGAUGAUCUGCGUGCCCUGAUUAACAAGCGGAUAGGCCUGGAGAACCUUCUGGAAAAAGUCAGCAACAUCUCCAAGUCUGAGUAUUUCACGGCAGCUGUGAAAUCACCCGAGAUCAAAGUAGAUGUCUCGCAUCAUGUUCUGUUCGACCACGAGUUUACCAGAUUAUUCAAGAAGCUUGACGCCGCCGUCAGCAAAGCCGUAGAGGAGACGCCAGAGUCUGCACCUGCGCAAAGUAAGAAGACUGCUGACCUAGAUAACCACGACUCCAUAGUGGCAUCUUACAAAGAGCUCAUCCGUGAACAGGACGAGGAGAUCGGCCGGCUAAAAUCUCGGUGCUCAGAACUUGAGUCUUCAUACAUGCAGAGUCAGAGCCAGCUGGAGCAGCAAUCACACGAGAUCUUUGAGCUUCGCCACCAGAUAGCCGGCAGGCAAGAUCCUCACCAGCCCUCAGUGUCUUGUCCCCGGACAAGUGACGGCAGUGAGGUCCUGGAACUGAGAAAUCAAGUAAACAAUCUACAUAUAAGUCAGCGAUCGCUGGAGCAGCUGUUGCAGGAAAAGCAAGUCCACGUUCAGAAUCUGGAAAAGGAUCUCGAGAUCUCCCAAGCCCAGCUCGCUGUCGCAACAGCUGCGGCCGAACUUGCCGACUCGUCCGAGUCGAGUUCUGCUGGCGAUGGGUCAGGACAGCUGAACAGCAACCAGCUCGAGGAUCUUGCCGGUCUGUGUAGGACUGUCACCAAGUUACAAGCAGAAGUAGAGACACUAAGGACGCAAAAUGCUGCUCUCCAACAACAGAAUGCCCCAUUGCAAGUAUCCCAAAGCCCCGGUACCCAGGCCGCUGUUGAAGCUGCUAGGCAAGAAUUAGCCUCGCACAUACGGGACCUGGAGGAAAGGCUUGCAGCUGUACAAGAGGAGAAGGAAUUGCAGACUCAGGAGCAUGAAGAUCUUUUGGUUAUGCUUGCCGAUCAGGCGGAGAAGAUUGUCCAGUAUAAGAAGACGCUUCGGGAUGCAGGCCAUGAGGUUAGCGAUGAUGAAGAUGAGGAAGGGGAUGACCACGAGGAGGGCGAUGAAGAGGACGACGACGGAGAGGAGGAAGAUGCCCAAGACGAAGUAGACGAACCUCAACAGCAGCAACAGCAGCAACAGCAAGAAGACCAACCAGAAGUAGUGACUCAAACUCAAUCUCUAGAGGAAACCCCCCCUGCCCCCCAACCUGAAGACCACACCCAAGAACCUGAGCUCCCCUCCCAAGACGACAAUUAUCCGGCUCACAAUGCUGAUUACAAAUCACAGGAAACGGGAUACGUGCCUCAGGAUGGGACGUACCCCUCCAGUCAAACUGACUUCCCAUCAUACGGCGGUAGCUUCCCCUCAAACUCUGCUGAGUACUCGUCUUAUGGCGCAGGGGACCAUACCCCUGGAUCUGGGUACCCUGUAAAUGGUACAGAGUACCCACCGCAAGAUUCUGGAUACGACACAGGGUACCCAUUACAAGACACAGGAUACCAAUCACAUGACACAGGGUACCAAUCAUACGACACAGGGUACCCAUUACAUGACACAGGGUACCCAUCCCAGUAUGGCGAUUACCCCAGUCAGUACGCUGACUAUCAAUCACCAUACUCAACGUACGAUCCCAGCCAGACCACGCCUCAGGAGUACUACAGACCCGACCAGGGGUACCCAGGGGGGCAAGACAUUAUGCAAGGCAUCGGUAUCAAACAAGACCCAGGCCUCGCGGACGCGGGAAUCAACUAUGGAGACGACGACAAUGACCUGACUUGACAUUGUACAAUCAAGAUAUCAAAAUUUUAUUGGUAUAAUCAGAAUUAUAAUUGGAAUUAUUAGGUCCCUUAACGAGAAAGGGACUGGGGUUGAGCUGGUUAUCCAUACGGGCUUAUACUGCGGACUUCUUGGUCCAGUAUCAGAGUGGCUUGCUGAGCCAAAACUUUGUUAUGUUCGACUAGCUUAGCAGAGAAAAGACUAAGACACGAACGAUUUUAUCCACGGCAUUGAACGCUCACAGCUUUGGCUGUAAAAAGAUUUAAAAUAAAGUAUACUUUUAUGCAUUUCA
This is a messenger RNA of Nematostella vectensis (starlet sea anemone), 4070 nucleotides long. Its product is annotated as general vesicular transport factor p115. The transcript has 32 exons. NCBI's taxonomy places the organism in Eukaryota, Metazoa, Cnidaria, Anthozoa, Actiniaria, Edwardsiidae. The record is from RefSeq and is a predicted model, not a curated record. The coding region runs from base 302 to 3781 and encodes 1159 amino acids. Gene Ontology annotation, biological process: vesicle fusion with Golgi apparatus; transcytosis; endoplasmic reticulum to Golgi vesicle-mediated transport. Gene Ontology annotation, cellular component: ER to Golgi transport vesicle membrane; Golgi membrane; Golgi stack.